Messenger RNA from Trematomus bernacchii (emerald rockcod), 2816 nucleotides. It is a transcript of the gene zbtb40, whose product is annotated as zinc finger and BTB domain containing 40. Gene Ontology annotation, biological process: regulation of transcription by RNA polymerase II. The transcript is spliced from 12 exons. Gene Ontology annotation, cellular component: nucleus. The record is from RefSeq and is a predicted model, not a curated record. Lineage: Eukaryota; Metazoa; Chordata; Actinopteri; Perciformes; Nototheniidae. Gene Ontology annotation, molecular function: protein binding; RNA polymerase II cis-regulatory region sequence-specific DNA binding; DNA-binding transcription factor activity, RNA polymerase II-specific. The coding region runs from base 105 to 2528 and encodes 807 amino acids.
CGGCUAACCUUUAUUGCGCAGAGCAAAGUUGUUCAGCAAAGGAGUUUAAAUAAAGAAACGGAUCGUUUGAAUGGGUUAAGAAAAGAGAGCGGAACAUCAGCAAAAUGAUGGAGCUACCCAACUACAGCAGCCAGCUGAUGCAGCAGCUGUGGGCCCUGAGGAGGGAGGGCCACCUGUGUGACUGCACCAUCCUGGUGGGGGACAGCCCCCACCGCGCCCAUAAACUGGUACUGGCUGCCUCCAGCAUGCUCUUCAGGUCUCUCCUGGAAGGCUCCGACACCAUCUCCAUCGACACGGCCAUGGUGUCCUCGCAGGAAUUCGGCUGCCUGCUGGACAUGGUCUACACCGGCAAGCUGCCUCUGGGCAAACACAACGUGAGCCGCAUCGUGGCGGCCGCUGACAGCCUGCAGAUGUUCGACGUGGCUGUCGGCUUCAAAAACAUCCUCACUAGUCUGGUAAACCAGCAAACUCCGGUCCAUUCUACACAUACCCCCAGUAUCCCGGUGAUAAACCAAGUCCAGAGCAUGAACACUGAUGGUUCCGCUUCACCCAGCAAGGAGGACACGACUUCAGACAAGACGGAGAGAGAGAGUGAGAGUGAAGCUGCAGAGGAGCCGGCGUGUAAAAGAAGCUGUGUGCAGAACUCAGAGCCUGAAGAAGCCAAAACCUCAGUAGUGGAAGAAAACAACCCGACAGCAGCGCAGCAGUCUAACGGGCCUGCAGCUGGAGUUCUGGAACAUUCCUCUGAGCUGGUGGAGCUCCUCAGCAACAUGCCGUCUGUCCUGGAGCUGCUGAGCCAGGCAGCACAGGGAGGCCUGGCUGAGCAGGAGAGACAGCUGGUGUGUGAGUGCUGUGAGGAGGCAGACCCCUACCCGGCGCUGGAGAAGCUGCUGAGCCUAGUGAGGGAGGAGCAGCUGAGCGAGGCGGCGCUCCUCACCCUGCUCCUCACCCUGCAGCAACAAGCCCCCUCCUCCUUCCCCUCCCCCCUGCUCCCCCUGCUGGAGGAGGCUCAGAGCAGGCUCACUGCAGGCGGAGAACUGUUCGACUCUGGAAAGCAGAGCGGCAGUGAAGAAAAGCGAGAGGACGAGGACAAAAAAGAGGAGUCAGAAGAGGAUGAGAAGGUCAUUGAUGCUCCAACAGACUCCUCCUCCCCCUCCAAGCCCUACCCCUGCCGCUGGUGUAAGAGGGGCUUUGCCUUCAAGUGUCGGAUGCUGGCCCAUGUGAAGCGCUGCCCCUCCUCUCAGGAGGGGGAGCAGCAGUGCCCGCAGUGCCCCAAGAAGCUGGCCAACCAGAGGGCCCUGCAGCAGCACCGCGCCGAGGCCCACCGCAGCACCACCCGCCUCAAGAAGAAGGUGUCAUGUGACCUCUGCGGGAGAAACUUCGCCCACCCAUCAGGCAUGCUUUACCACAAGCGCACCGAACACUUUGAAGAGAAACCGUUUGCUUGUGAGGACUGCGGCGCAAAGUUUGGCGCCAACUCUUCUCUGAAGAAUCACAUGAGGCUGCACACAGGAGAGAAACCGUACUGCUGCAAACACUGCCACAUGAGCUUCAGUGUGGCUGCUGCACUCGCAUACCACACCAAGAAGAAACACUCUGAGGGAAAGAUGUAUGUGUGUCAGUACUGUAAGGCCGUCUUCGCCCAGUCCAUUGAGCUGACUCGUCACGUGCGCACACACACCGGGGAUCGGCCGUAUGUGUGCAGAGAGUGUGGCAAAGGUUACAGCCAGGCCAGCGGACUCACAGUGCAUCUGCACACCUUCCACAAUCUGUUGGAACCUCAUGACUGUCAGAAGUGCUGCCUCAGCUUCUCCUCCCUGGAGGAGCACCGGCAGCACAUCCACGAGCUCCACCCCAAGGAGUUCCACAAGUGCCCCACAUGCGACAAGGUGUUCACCAGCGCCGCCCUGCUGGACAAACACAAGGGCACACACACAGGAAGCAAGCCCUUCAGCUGCGAGCUCUGCAACAAGUCCUACCAGCAACUGUCAGGCCUCUGGUACCACAACAGGACCAACCACCCUGACAUGUUUGCUAACCACACCCGGCAGCUCAAGACUCUGUGCCAGUGUGACGUCUGCUUCAAGUUCUUCCCCAGCGCUGCCAGUGUGGCCAAACACCAGGCAGCAGAGCACCAGGGCUCCACGGCUGCAGCGCUCACCUGUCCCUACUGCCCUGCUGUGCUGGGGGGGGAGGAGGAGCUGCAGGAGCACCUCAGCAGCCAGCACCUGGAGGCCUCCAGCUGCCCCUUCUGCUCCCUGCUCUGCUGCUCCCAGCUGGAGCUGCAGGAGCACCUGCUCUCCUGCCACAUGGAGGCUCAGGAGGAGCAGGGGGGGGAGGAGGAGCAGGAGGAGUCCAGCUCCCACACUGAGACUGCAGCACAUCCAGCAGGAAAUGAAGGGGCGGAGUCAGAGGCCCAGCAGGUGUUUGUGGCUCUGGCAGGAGGCGGGGAGGUCAACAUGUACGAGCUGCUCAACAGCUCUGUCACCAUCAUCUGUGAGGACAAGCCGGGAGCUGCGGACUCCUGACCCGACCUCUGACCCCUGGAGGAUCAGAGGUAUGUCUCAGCUACAACACACAACCCAGGCCAUGGACUCAGUGUGAUGAAGCUUCACGUGUACUCCACCAAAAUCUGUUCUGUGGUGCAGCUGUGUGGCCGUUUUCAGACCAGUGAGGGUUCCUGACUUUGGAAAAAGUUCUCAUUAAUUUAAGUCCAGCUCUGCAAACUCCAUUCCCUGAUGAAGACUUUACGUGUUUGUUUAUUGAAGGAGUUUUUUUCUUUGUCACCAAAUUCCAUAAAAAAGACUAAAACCCAC